ACUGUAAAAAUAUACACAUACACUGUAUAUUAUGUCAUAUUUAUAAAUGCUUAAUGUAGAUUUGUCAAACUUUUUAUUGUCAAACUUUUUAUUGUGCUAAUCUUUUUAACUGUACUGUCAUGCACAACCUUAACGCAUCUUCGACACGGUAACAUCGCGAGUUCCCGCAAAUGUCGCCGGUAUAAUGCAAAUCUCUCGCUAAAUAUACGGAAAAAUUUUUUUUGGAUUAAUCAAAUGUCUGAUAAAAUAUAAACGAACUAGAAUUCCGGUUAAAGUUAUCAGAAUUCUAUUCAAAUUAACAAGAUUUCUGGUUAACCAGGAAUUCUGUUUGGUUAAAAUCUUGUUAACUUGAACAAAAUUUUAGUAACUUCAACCGAUCUUUGUUUCGUUUAAUAUUUCACCAGACAUUUGCUUAAUCCGAUUAAACUUUCUUUUUCGUGUAUAAUACAUUUUUCUUAUUGCGGUUGCGGUCUUGUUUAUUAUAGAUCCAUGCGCGUUAAGUAUAAUUACAAGUUUAUCAUAGAUUCUUGAGUGAUAAGCCCACUGAUUUCAUAAGUUCCGUAGAAACGCCACGUGCCGCAAUUUUAUCGUCCACACUUAUCAGUGAAUGUUGAGUUUUCGUAACGAGGGGUUCUCCUGCAGUAACUUUAUUGAAAGAAAUUGCAACGAUGCGUAAUCCUCAAAAGCAAGGAAUUACGUCUGGCACAUGACAUAUCAUUAUGUUAUUAAAAUAUGUGUCACACGAGCUAUUUCAGAUAAAAGAGGUAUGCUUCAGUAACAAAUCGCAAUAUACUUGUUUUAAUUCAGCAUUUUCAUUUCUUUUUUCGGUCAACACGUUGAUAUUGAAUCUAACUGCAGAUUGAAGCCGUAUUUUACUGCAUUUUAUUGGAUUCGUUUCCAACAUUUCGUGAACAACGAUAUUUGUGUGGCAAUUUAUUCAAUUAAUUUCCGCUGAAUUAAUUCCGGAAACACCCACGCAUUAUUUAUCGCCAUCAAUAAAAAACAAUAAGCAAUAGCAGCGGCGUUCUAUCUUCCGCAAACACCGCCAAACCCAUGUGUGAAUUAGAUAUCAUGUUGCUCGCAAAGUCGGUAUGGCAAUCGAUGCAAGGAGUGAACGGCAUGAUCGAUAAAACGCGUAAAAAUGUAAGUCAUCGAACCGCCAUGAGAUAACGGUUCGUGAUUCACUGGAGAUUUGCACGAGAGAAAGAGAGAGAGCAAAAGAUAAAGAAAAACAACAUUCCCAUAAAAAAGCGACACGUAACGUUGCAUCAUCGAUUCGCAGACGUGUCUCUGAAAUACGCAACAUGGUGUAACGAUGUUUUUUUAACUAGAUAAAAAUAACUUUAUAUCUUAUCCAAGAAAUUGCAGCAAUUCACAAUCGCGAUAAGCUUUCACGACGUUUCCAAAUAAUUUGUCCCGAUGUAGUUCGAUUAAUCCCGCCCCGAUGUACCUGAUACUAAAUAGAGUCUUCAUUUCUUGUGCAGGCGGCAGCUCGCAAUGUUCUUACGUACAGUCUGAGAAGCGGCGCGAAAGAUCUCAAGGAGGACUGCGGAGCAGAAUUUACUCCAAAAUUCCGUUAAUCGCGCCUCACAAGAAUCUCCCAGAGAAUAUGUCUCGAGUCCCUCUUAUGGCAUCCAACAGCAGCGCGCCAGAAGUGGCGGAUCGUCGGAACACGGUGCUGCUCGAGGCUGGAUUACCCGGUGACUCGUGGACAUACUGCGUCGAAAGAGAACGACUAGCCAGAAGAUCGGAAUGGUUUCGAGCGAUGCUCACUGGCCCGCUUGCACCACCAGUGGCGGACUCACCGCCGUUGUUGCGAUUACAACACGUCGACAAGAGAGCAUUCGAUCAUUUUCUCAGAUAUCUUCACGACGAACCGGUAAAUUUCAUAUCGGUGUCGACGGCCAGAGCUACGCUUGACGCUGCGCAUCAAUAUCUCUGUCCAGAAUUAGCAAGGCUUGCCGCGGCGUAUCUAGGAAAGAAAUUAACAGAAUCAACCGUGCUCGAAAUCUAUCAGGGCCUAGGACUCUACGCAAGCGAUACGUCACCUGUCUCUGACAGACCGUCGCACUCACCGUCAGCACCAUUGCCGCCCGGAGACGAAGCCGAUGAAAUAGCGGCUGUAUGUACCGAUCUCUUGCUCAAGUGCCUGUUUGUGAUCGACUCGAAUCCGGUAACGGUGCUGCGUCAGGAACAUUUCGAAGAACUCAACGUCCAGGAAGUGGCCCAACUAGCACGGCGUGAUACUUUAAAUCUCAGCAGCGAGUGCGUCCUCUUUUCAGCGUUGGACAGGUGGGCCGCAGCCGAAUGCCGAAGACAGGGUCUCGAGCCCUUGCCGUUCAACAAAAGAGCUGUGCUUUCCGACGAUAUUUGCUUCAGCGUACGAUACCUUCUUAUGAACGAUCAAGAAUUUGUCAGUGGUCCCAUGGCGAGUGGUAUCUUGACUAACGAGGAAUGCGUGCACAUCGUCUCUAGGAUACUCAGGCAUCCCGAGAGCUCGGCGGAUAGUAACGUACGCGGCGCAUCAGCUGUUCAUCCAUCCAUGUUAUCGGACACGCCCAGGAUCGGCAGGUACAAGUGUGACGGUCUGGACUGCAAUAUGUUAAAGCCGGGUAAGAAGGAACGACAGGAUAACCGAAAAAACAGGAGGAAGGAAUGCGCCAGCCAAGGGCAGCGAACGUGCGCCAGAAUAGGGAAUUGUCUCAUACAAGUCCUCUCCUGCGUGUUCGAUUAAUCGAUACGUCCGUGAAAAUUUCUGUAGGCGCAAUCGCAGAUUUCUCACCCACCGAAUAAUAUUCCGUUAUUGUUCCGUCGCCGUGUCUGUUCAGUUGCAACUUUGACGCGUAAAGUCGGGAUACGGGAAUGGAAGGUCCAAGACAUUUGAAAUAUCAUGACCUCUUUUAGACGUUACAUUUAUUUUACAAUUAAAUUUUCGAAAUCUAGAUAAUGCAUUUUCGAUGCCAUUUUACAUAAUCAACAUGUUUUCUCGCCUCGGUCAUCUUGAUCAGUGAUGUCAGAAGCGAAGAAAUGUAGAAUUAACGUGGGAAAAUCAGCGAAAAUAAAUAAAAAAAAAAUAGAUUGCAUAUUACAUUAAUUUUUUUUUAUUAUUUAUUGAUCAUUAGAGCAAAAAGAAACAUUCUGCAGAUUUGUUUGACCGAUUGGAAGUACCACGCACACACAUAUAUAUAUGUUAUGAAUAUAUCUUUUUUUUAUUUCAAAGUAUUUUACACAAGAAUUUUGAAGAUAUAUUUUUUCACUUCUGAUAUUAUCAAUCAAGAGAAUCGUGGCGAAGGAGCAGAAGCAGCGUAUAUAAAUUUCAGACUUGGAGAUUUAUGACACUGAAAACUCCAGAUGAUUCAUUGGCGAAGAACGUCUGAUAAAUGUACUUCCUGCGGAUGUUGUUACAUCAUCUCAUUAGUAGACGCGGCACAAAAGACCGUAAGCGAUAUUCUAUCACUACCGGAAUAUUGUUAUGAAUAUUAUUUUUCGGUUAUGUCAACUAUAGAUCGUAGACCUCCACGAUAAGUGUAUUUAAAUAAUAUUUUUAAGAGCGAAAGAGAGGCUGAGGUAUCAAGAAAAGACCUUUCUAAUGUUUUUACAGGGUUUUUGAUCACUCUACGCGUGUAGGAUGAAGUUUUUAUUCGUUAAGAUAUUAUUUUAAUAAAAUAAAACGCAAUUAAAUAGAAUAAAACGCAAUUGCGCGCAUGUUGGCUUGUUGAAAUUUUUCUAUUAUUGGAAAAUUAAGGACUAUUAUGCUACUUCCAUUAUUAUUAUUAUUAUACAGAAUGUCCAGUAACUCACAGAGGUACUGCAGUGUGCAGAUAGAUUAAGUCAAACUGAACGAAAAAAUUGCUUCAUUUCGCGAAUAAUCACGUUUCUAAGAUAUAAAUUAAAGAAGUUUGGUGUAUAGUAGUGCACAAUAAUGCACCAAUCAUUUUAAUUAAAUAUCUAUGUCCAUUAUAGAAAAGUAUCACUGGCUGUGAUAAAUUGGCCAGUAAUAAAUAGUAAUUUUAUUACUCGUACGAGUAAUAAAAUUAUUAAACGAUAGAAAUUAUUACUGGCUAAAUUAUCAGUAUUAAAUUUCUAUAAGGAGUUCAUUCAGGAAAUGGUAGAAGACUUUUUUUGUUCAAUUUGAAUGUAGUGACAAACGUCGUCACAGCUGAUCCUACCGUAUGACGUAUGAUCAUUCACGAAUCUUUUGAAUUAACAACUCAAAAUUUUAAGUGGUUGUUGGCAAAAUGGUAAAUGAAUGUUUUAUUUAACCUAACCUGUACACCGUGGCUCCUCCGUGAGUUACCGGACACCCUGUAUAAAAAGAAAGACAUUAUAUCGUUUGCAUAUUU
This is a messenger RNA of Odontomachus brunneus, 4343 nucleotides long. RefSeq names its product BTB/POZ domain-containing protein 6-B-like (gene axed). NCBI's taxonomy places the organism in Eukaryota, Metazoa, Arthropoda, Insecta, Hymenoptera, Formicidae. The record is from RefSeq and is a predicted model, not a curated record. Bases 1445 to 2734 code for a protein of 429 amino acids. Gene Ontology annotation, cellular component: cytosol. The transcript is spliced from 5 exons. Gene Ontology annotation, biological process: neurogenesis. Gene Ontology annotation, molecular function: protein binding.